Molecule: messenger RNA, 10150 nt
Organism: Anopheles stephensi (Asian malaria mosquito)
Lineage: Eukaryota; Metazoa; Arthropoda; Insecta; Diptera; Culicidae
Gene: Lk6
Exons: 5
Coding region: 865-5226 (1453 amino acids)
Biological process (GO): peptidyl-serine phosphorylation; intracellular signal transduction; protein autophosphorylation
Cellular component (GO): cytoplasm; nucleus
Molecular function (GO): calmodulin binding; calcium-dependent protein serine/threonine kinase activity; ATP binding
Source: RefSeq, a predicted model, not a curated record
CGGUCGGCCUGCUUUGUUUUGGUUUUGCUUUUGUAAGUGAUGGAUCGUGAUGGGUAGCUAGCUAGUCAGAGGAAAGCAAAAUCGGCCUGUGUGUCCGCUGUACAGCGUUUAUUUGAAACACCAUUUUCAUCACCGUACACUCCCGCGGAGCAGCGACGACGUAUCAUCCCGUAUCGGAGUGAAAAAUUUGCCAGCCGACCUUGCGCCAGCGUGUUUUUUGCUUAUUCGGGAUAGCGUGUUUGUGCGUGCGUGUGUGCGUUUGUGCUUAAUUCCGAACCGGUGGAUGUCACACUUGCUGUCCUUCCCACCCACCCGAACCCCGACCUCUCUUGGCAAGUGGAAGGAGCGGACGAUCGAAACCGACGACGAGGAGCCUCUGCCACUGCAACCGAGCCUGUUUCUCACGGUGCGGGUGCAGUAUUAUCACGUCGUAGCAGCAGUAGCAGCAGCAGCAGCAGAACCUUUGCCAUCCAGCGGCGCCAUCUCGCUGAAACACUGACGCGCGUACAUGUGUGUGUGCGUGCGUGCGUUGAUAAAGUUGGCUGUUUUUGACACGCUUCACUAGGCAGCGGAUCUGUGUGCGAGAUCUGUCUCGAUCUUCCCACCGAAGAAAAAACGGUCCCUUCCGAAACCCGAACCCUCUCGAUACCUGCCUCGAUCAUCCGUCGGUUUUACAUCGACGGUUUCUCGAGGUGGCAUCAGUGUGUGUUGGUAUAGUGGAGCACCCAGCGUGUUCCGGCAGCAGCGAUCUGCCCAGUUGCGUCGCAGAUUCGGCCCAAAAACCAGUUCGAAGGAAGCAACUUCCGGCGACAGGCACUGUAGCAACACAGCACCGGGAGCUACAUUAGCAUCCGCAGCAUCACCAUGGUGGAACGCAUUGUCGAGGAGAGUUGCGACGUAAAUUCCGAUCCAACACGCAAGCCCGAUGUCGCGCGGUAUAGCAGCGAGGAGGUGUCCGGCAACGAGUCCACCGAGGCACGCAUGCUGUCCGAAGCCGAACGGCAGGCCGACUUCAACCGGCACAAGGAGGAGAUGAAGCGCAAGCGGCGCCGAAAGAAACGCGCCAGUUCAUCGAUGCAGUCGUCGUGUUUUCAAGAGCUGUACAAGCUGACUGGCGAGGUGCUCGGCGAAGGUGCGUACGCAUCGGUCCAGACUUGCAUCAACAUCUACACCGAGCUGGAGUACGCGGUGAAGAUAAUCGACAAAAUUCCGGGCCACGCGCGGGGCCGCGUCUUCCGCGAGGUGGAAACGUUUCACCACUGUCAGGGGCACCCGAACAUCUUGCAGCUGUUAGAAUUUUUCGAAGACGACGAAAAGUUCUAUCUAGUGUUCGAGAAGAUUAACGGUGGCCCACUGCUGACGCGCAUCCAGGAGAAUGUGUGCUUUUCCGAGUACGAUGCGGCCCAGAUCAUCAAGGAGAUCGCGUCCGGGCUGGACUUUCUGCACAAGAAGGGUAUCGCGCACCGGGACCUGAAGCCGGAAAACAUACUGUGCGUGUAUACGGACAAGCUGUGCCCGAUCAAGAUCUGCGAUUUCGAUCUCGGCUCCGGGAUUAACUUCACCACGAACAUCUCAUCGCCAACGGCCACGCCGCAGCUUUUAACACCGGUCGGCAGUGCCGAAUUUAUGGCACCGGAAGUUGUCGAACUGUUCGUCGGUGAGUCGAACUACUACGACAAACGAUGCGAUCUGUGGUCGCUGGGCGUGAUCGCGUACAUACUGCUGUGCGGGUAUCCACCGUUUUCGGGCAACUGCGAGCAGGACUGCGGUUGGAAUCGGGGCGAAAACUGUCGCACCUGCCAGGAGCUGCUGUUCGAAUCGAUCCAGGAAGGGCGGUUCUGCUUCCCCGACAGCGAAUGGCAGGACGUGAGCGAAGAGGCGAAGGAUCUGAUCCGGGGGCUGCUGGUGAAGGAGGCGCCGAAGCGUUUGAGUGCCACGGCCGUGCUGAACCAUCCGUGGAUCCGGAUCAGCGAUGAUACGGAGUGUGCGGCCGGUGGCAUCAACACGAAGGCGAACAAGGAAAAGCAACGUCGUCGGGUCCUGAAGACGCCGGGUGUUAUUCGAAGGAACCAGUCGGCGCUCGAGCUGUCCCAUUUCGCUGAAUCGGCCAUGGCGGUGAAGCGCGUGAUAAUGCAACACUUUUCCAUGCGCUACGACUACAUGACGAAGGAGCGUCCCAACAUCUAUCAACCGUCGUACAAUGGUAGUGUGGAGCGUGCUCUGGUAGUGCCUGCCGAAACGAAACCGCCGGUGGUGUUCCACAAAUCGGCCACCCAUGCCGCCGAACAACCGCCCCAACCUAAUGCAGUCUGUGAUGAGGAGGAUGACCAAUUAAAGGCACCAUGCGAAGUGCAGGAGGGAUCGUGGGAACCGACGACGAUCACAACACCAGUCGAGACGACGGAGGAAAAGAAAAAUAGCCCGAAGGAGGGGGAGGAAGAGAAGCAGGAUAAGGAACGUAAUAGCUACCAAAACGUUUCCAUCGAAUCGAGCCAGAACGUCGUAGCUGCCGACGCCACCGCCGCCGCCGGGACAACCAACGGGGUGGUUGGUGGUGGACCUUUGGCGCCCGCCACCGCAAGUAUCGAAAUAGUUGUGACUGACAGUAGCAGUAGUACGUCUUCCGGAAUUGAUGGUGGGAUUAGAACCACCACCAACACCACCACCACCAAUGGAUACGCUGCUGAAGGAGGCAACCCCAAUAACCACAACAACAACGGUAACGCUGAGCAGGAGCAGUACGACGAGCAGCAGCAUGCCAGUGACGAAGAAUUGAAAAAUUCCGAUCCGCCGAGAAGAAUUGUUGCCAACGGAGCUAAUGUUGAUGAUGGUCAUGUUACGGCGGUGAGUGAUAAGAAGGAGGAUGGACAGGAAAGGAAGGUUGUAGUGGUGCUGGUAUCCCCAGCAACGUCUGCCACGUCGUCCCCGGUACGUGCAAAGCCAGACAACGACAGUGCGGCCACUACUACCGGUGGACGGAAAGCCACCGGCAGCUGGGAUAUCCCGAUCGAGUCGAACUGGCGGUACCGAGGAGCCACUCACGACCAGCAGUCGACGCAGUAUCAGAGCAGUCCUUCCUCGUACGAGUACAACAGCCGCAGUCAGCAUGCGCACAGCUACAAGCACGUCGGAUCGGCGUACGGGUCAAGCUACAAGGGUGGCCGCAAUGGUCACUACCAUUCGCAUCCGCAGCAGCAUCAUCAUCAUUACCAGAGCAACAAUUCGCAUUAUAACAACAACAGCAACUACCACCACCACCAGCACCACCACCAUCAUCACAACAAUCAUCACUCGCAUCCGCCGGCUUCGUCGACGUCCUACAGGCAGCCGAAUGGUGGCCAUCAUAACUAUCACUCCCUGGCUCACGGUAAUGGUGGUGGAAGCCAUUACAACAGCAACAGCAACAGCCACAACCAAUACUACAGCAAUGGAAAUGUUGCUGGUCGGUACGGGCGCAUCCAGCGCGGUGGCGAAUCGUUCGAGCCAAGACAGUCGCACCAUCAUCACCCGUACAACCAUCAGCAGCCUAACCAUGGUUCGUCGGUCUCGAUGAACUCGUCCUGGCGUGCUGCCCCCCAGCAACAACCAACCAACCUGGAUGAGGCGGUGGAAGGCUACCGUUACACCAAUGGUAACGGCAAGAUGAGCAGCAGCAGCAAUCCGACUAACUUUAAUAAUCACCAUCAGUACAAUCGUGGAGGAACCAAUAAUAAUAUUAGUAAUAAUACUAGCAACGUUAGUAGUAGCGGCGGAGGAGGUGGUGCGGGAGCAGGAAACGGUAGUCAUCAUCCGGUGCGGAUGAACGGUGGCAAUAGUAGCCAUCCCGGCCAGUACCGGGACUACCACCAGCAGCAUCAACAUCAUCAGUACGGUGCUGCGACCGCUACUGCUGCUGCCGGUGCCGGAAUGAACCACAGCAAUAGCUCCGGCCACUACUAUUCGAAUAGCGUCGGCGGCAACCAUUACAACGGUAACUACAACGGUAACAAUCAUCAUUACGGCCAACAGCAGCAGCAGCAGCAGCAGCAGCAUAAAUCGUUGCCAUAUCGUGCGGUGAUGGUACAUCACCAUCAUCAUCCGCAGCACCAGCAGCAGCAGCAGCAGCACCAAAAUCAUCAACGCCAUUCUUCAGCAUCGCCAUCGUUCGGUGGGAUGCGACGUCCCUCGGUAGAUGCGGUCGACGGAGGGACGGCUGGUACGAACGGAUUCGAGCCACGGCGCGCUAGCUUUGGCCAGCAGCAGAAGCAGCAGCCGCAACAGCAAUCCACACCGCUACCGAUGCAGCGGGCAUCACCACCGCAAAAACAGCAGCAGCAGCAGCAGCAGAGUAGGAGUAAUGUUAACUGUGAUCCAACUACAAAUACUAUGAAUAGAUAUAAGCUUUAUCAUUCUAACUCGACCACGAUCCUGAGCGCCCUCAAGCGGGAAACGCGCAACAACGGAUACCAGUCGAUGAUGGUCGGUGGGUUCGAAGGGUUGAACCUGAACGGAGCAACAACCGCCGGUGGUCAGCCGCCGGUCGACGACGAGGCUGAGGAGGCCGAGAUGGUGAUGCUGCUCGACCGACAGCCACCACCGUUCCAUCUGAUACCUCAGCGCAAUGGUGCCGCAGUGGAGCAGCAGCAGCAGCUGCAGCAGCACCGGGACGCGAUCGACAGCAUCGACGAGGGCGUGUACAGCAGCAGCACGAGCAGCAACACCAGCAGCCACAGUGGCAACAGCAUCAUUGCCAAUGGAAGCGUAACCACCAUCACCACGAUGGCCCCGCUUACCGGUGGCCCGGGAAUUAUUGCCGAGCUGGCAAUGAACGAGGGGCUGCCGGUUGGGCUUUCGCCACCGAACGAAAGCUUGCUAAUGCAGCGCCGCCUGUCGCUCAAGUCGCGCAGCCUCUGUCUGCCCGUUGCGAUCGGUAUCGGACCGUCACUGGUUGCUGUUAAAGAUGGUCCCAACAACCGUGACCAGCAGCAGCAGCAGCAACAGCAGCACGAGCAAGGUUCACCGCUGUCCUCUCCGGAGCAGCUGCUGGCGAGCAGUGGUGAUGAGGACGCUGGUCCACUGUUUUCCACCAUCGGCAACCAUCAUCACGGCGCAGGAGGAGGAGCAGCAGCAGGAUACUACACGUACUAUCCGCGUGCGAACGGUACCGCCGUCGGUGUAGUCGGCGUAGUAGUUCCUGGCACGACCACCACGCCAACGCUCACUACCGUUACCACGCAGAGUGGUUAGGGGAAGACAAACUGCAAUUUGAACAACCCCUCCGUUUUGUUUUCUAUAAAUUUUUGUUUUUCUUUUUUCGGAAUGACACUCCCCCUCUCACAAUGAUUUCGAUGUGUGUUUUCCAACUUAAGUUUUGGUUUUGGCUAUCAAGUCCCAUCUUACGGGGAUGAUGAUGAUGAUGAUGGAUGUGCGCGAGGUGGGUUAAUAUACAGAAAAAAAGGAGAGUGUACUACUUUUUUGAUUGCUUUGUGUUUAAGCAUACACAUUUUUUUGUUUUGUCAAGAUCCCCCCCGGACACACACACACACUACUGGGCAGAAAGAGAUUCGGUUUUGCUAUUGUAAAAUAUGUGCGCCCCCUUAACAAUUGGUCUGUAUAGCGGAUAGAGAUUGAUUGGCUCUGGUAGGAAGGCAGAAGGCACCCAGGGGCAGAAUAUAAGCGCGGGCAGAAUAUUGUAAACAGCGGAAGAUCACUCCGAUCUUAUCCCGGCUGUACGAUCGCUUUUGUGGUGCGUGUGUGUUAAAACGAUGAAGCUUUCUCUGAUUUUGCUACCUUUCUAUUCCAUUUUUUGCGAUGUUUUACACUGGAAAGGAAUUGGUUUUUUUUCUUUUGAAGUUAAAUAGAUGUAUUCUUUUUGUACUUUGAACUCUACCACCCCCCCCCACAAUCUUCUCGAACGAGCGAACGAGUAUAUCAGCAGCUAAGAAGAAUGAUCAACAAGCGUUUCAUGAGGAUACGUUUUGCAAAUUCGAGCAAUGGUUUUUUUUUUUCUUGGAAUACGAAAAUACAUACGCAUGUGGACUUUUUUUUUGAGUUUCCUUUUUUUGUUUGUUAUUGGCAAUAGCGUUUGAAAAACAUUGAGAUUUAUUCAAGUUGAGCGUUGGCAGCUGGUUUGUGUAGCAAACAGGCGAAUCUAGCCGGUUGAUGGUGGUUGAUUGGCAGGGAUAGCGGGCGUUAGGAUUUCUAACGUCUACUUGCGGUAGAAGUGAUCGUUCAAUAUCCACACCGAGGGAGGUCUUGUGGUCUAUAAAACUCGAAACGAAAACAAAAACAUCCCAACUGUCGAAAUCUGUACCGAAGAACUACAUUUCCAAAACUGGUGGCAUCGCCUAAGAGAUUAGUAUUUUGUUCGGAAACCGCGCGGUUUCUGUCGAGCCUUGUCCACCUAGAUGUUAGGAAGUUGAUUGAAUCGGUUGGUUGGUUUAUUUUGCAACCGCUUUGUUUAGCUCGGCUUUGCCCUUUUGUUAGAGUUUGUCUCAAAAAUCGAUACUUCGCAGUCGGCCAUUAAAAGACACAACCACGAACCUACCUUUACCGAGCGGCAAGCGUGAGUAACAGAGCUGUUUGCGUACUUUAUUCUCAACAAGUGCAGUUUUAAAGGGCGAAGGAAGGCAAAAGGCAGACAAAUGGAAGGAAGGAUUUCAGUUAGUCAAGUCCCGUCAGGAGAGAAGCACUGAAACAUGUUCGUUUUCUGAGCAUUUACCUCCACAAUUUUCCCAUUGGCCAGUUCCAAACUCGAUCGGUUUCGCUUGAACAUCAUUCAAAAUUGGAGUAAAUCACACUCAAGAGAGUUACACUCAUAAGGAACAACUCUAGUACUAACCGACGAACAGGAACAACUCAAGUACUAAGCAAUGGUUUCCAUUCUGUCAGUGAGGAUAACCGAUCAAAAUGUUUCGCUACUCGUGUAAGGAGUACACCGUACUUAAUGCCAUUUGCAAGAAUUUAACAAAAAUUUCCCAUUAAAGCAAACAUUUCCUGUAGAUAAUCUAAUCUACUGAGCUAAAUACUGAGCUAGUUCUGAAACGUGAUAGAAUCCCUCUUGAUCCCUUUGUAAAAGAGAUUGUGGUCCUGGAGGGACUGCAGUUCUCUGAUGAUUUGUUGGUCUUAACUGCGGAAAUUAAUGUGUGAUCUUGGGUUAAGUUUGACAAUGAUAAUGUUGUUGGUACAUGUUUAAUGUUGGGCUGGCUACGGGUUUUGCCAAUAGUAGAGUAAUGUCUCUUCCAGUGCUUCAAAUACUAUUUCUGUCCUUUGUAUAAUUCUUCUAAUCAGCUCAUAAGAGAGAUGGCGAAACUUGCUCAAGUUUGGAACUAGGCUUUUGGAUAUCGCGAGGGGGGCACUUGUUCGAUGCGAACGAGGUAUCAGAAUUACAUUUCGCGUCCGAUGUUUAAGCCAUCUGUAAAUUCCCUUCUUCGGUCUGUCCCUUAACCACCUUUUCCUUCGCCAACUGCAAACCUUAGUAUUAGAGACCAACAAACAACAGAACCCCCCUCUUGUUCAAUGCCCCGUGCUCCGGAGAUGAAGAAAACCCAUGUAGCUAUUUUGGAAAGGCCCUCGGGAAAAGCCUCAGUGCAAAACAAAAAAAAAAAACUCACCCAUGUGAACAUAAGAAGCAAUAUACAGCAAAUUGAGCAGUAAGGACGAUGAUGAUAAUACGUUCGAUAAGUAGUAAUCCGUAGCAGGAACAACUGUUGUGGCAGGCUUUGUUAGACAGAAAUUACCCUGUGCGCGCGUGUGAUGGUCGCUCCACACAUGAUAGUGAAAAGGUAGAUUAUAAAGCGAAGAGGAGCGCCUCUCACCAGAUGGCUUAUUUUGCUUCCGGUUUAGCUAAGCGGUGUUGUUGUCGGUCGGUUGUCGUUGUGCGUUAAACAAACAGGGCGGAAGCAAGAAAAAAAAGCCGGUCACCAGCACGCACCUACUUUAGGAAAGUGGGGAUUGAUGCUGCUGCCAGGAAGCGUGCGGUGGGGGCAAACAAUACACACAAAAGACUGGUUUAACAAAACGGAGGGAACUAAAAUGGGGAAAUUAAAGAAGAAGAAACAAACAACAACGGGGAAACACACAACAACAAAACAGAAUACGUACAGAAGAAAGUAUUUGCGUGACACGACGGUACACGUGGAUGCGCCAAACGGCAAGGAACAAACAAAAAAUUCAAACUUGGUUCUGUUUUUUUUGUCUUCUGUUCAGCUUAUCUGGAAUAUCAUUUGAAAAACAGUUGGGCAAAAACAAACUAGCAAAUUAUUAGCUUAUUUGGAACGGUUAGAAUCAUUUGAAAAAAAGCGUUUAAAUUCAAAAAGGAAAAAUAGGGCUUACAAUUAUAUAGUGCAUUUGUGGCAACAGAAGAACACCAUUUGGAGAAAAGAAAAGAAAUUGGGGAAAACAACGAAAACAAAUCAUCCAAGAGCAGCAGCAGCAGCAGCAACGGUGUGUGUCCGUAACCAAGAGCUCAACAGUUAAGAGUGAGAAAUGGCAUCCAUAUGUGCAUAUUAUUCGAGGAGGGAAGCAUUUGUCCGUUUUUUGUCUUCAAAUGCAAUUAAGAGAAGAAAGAAAGAUGUUCGAAGAAGGGAAUUAGUUUUACUCAUCCCCUCCUCCUAACUGACCCUCCACUGGGGAGAGGGAGGGGCGGUUUAAUAAUACAGGAAGGCCAAAAGCAAGUUGCGGCAGUGAACAACUGACAAAUGGUACAAUACACACACACACACGCAACCAGAAGUUACUGGUCUGCUGUAAGGCAGAAGAAGAAUGAUGAUGAUGAUGAUGCAUUACUUGAACGAUUUACUAAAAGCGGGGGCCAAAAAUCCGUUACCAGGAUUAGCCCCCCCGUAUAUUAACCCUCGAAAAGGUAUAAAAACCAGUAAAAAAACAAAAGAGUGAAAGGUGAAACACAAAGAAAAACAUAACAAAAAGGAUAAAAGAAGCAAGAGGUAACUAAAGAAGAGAGUGUAGAAGCAGAGGAAGAAGAAGAAGCAGAAAGGUAUAUAUUUUUAUGAAUAACACACUCACACAGAAAGUCACAAAUCAAUACAAACAUUACACAGUAACAAAACAAAAAACAAAACAAAAAAUGUGAAAAACGAAAAGUGAUCUAUCUACACACAUAAACACGUAUAAACCAACAAAAAAAAUGGAAGAAGAAAAGAAAACGAGUAAAAGGUAACAAGUAAACAAAGAUACAACAAACAAACAAACAAACAAACAAAAGCACUAUUUACUUAUGCUUGAUAAGGAAAACAAAGAAAGGGAUGAAGAGAUGAAAAGUCCAGAGAGAGAAAAGCACACACACACAAAAGAGAAGAAGUGGUGGAAAUGGUGGAAGCAACAACUAUUAACUACUAUUACUACUACUACUACCACAACAACUACUACUACUAUUACAUCUUUUGCUUGCUGCCAUUGAGAGGGGGAAGUUUCCGACGGUUUUUCCGACAACCUGACCAUGUGUUUUCUUCCUUCUUCUUCUCUCUCUCUCUCUCUUCUCCCAUACUACAAGAGAGCGGACUGCCGUGUUUUUUGUGUCUGUUUUGAUUCGAUUUUUUAAAUCUAUAGUAUGUACUAUACACAUGUGUACUACUCUACGUGUGUGUACCUGGACUGAGCGAGGAAAGGUUGAGGUUUUCCAAUUUUUGUGCGCCUGAAACAUUUCCCCCAUUUUUACCUGUUUUACUUGUUUUUUGUCUCUUUUUUUUUAAAACGAUAUCUCUACUAUACGAUCAUACGUCGAUCACAUUCACACACACACACACACACAAACAUACGUAAAACACAACAUGGAAACUACAAAGCGCAAGUGAAAAUGUGCAGGAAAAUUCCAGAUGAUGGGGCGUACAAAACGGGGCGAAUGCGAAAUGAUGAUGAUGGUGAUGAUGACGAGGAAGAUGGUGAAUGAAGUUUCCCGUGCCGAGACACAGGGGACUGAUCAGAUUCGAAUCAACAGGACGAAUAGAACGAGAGCGAACGAAAGCGAGCGAACGAAAGCGAGUGAUCGAGAGGAAGAACGAACAGGGCAAAAGCAAAACGCAAAACCCGCAUCCUACAAGCAAAACCGUGAACGAAAACGAAAUGGAAAAGUCUUACUUAUUUCUCUGUUGACACAGUAAGUGCUGAAAUAAAACAUUUUGUAUAUUUUUUCCUUACGGAAAGAGCAAACAUA